CCGUUUGUCUCCUCAGAAGUGGAUCUUCGCACGUUAUGAAUGUAGAGACUGUGAGGGAAAACCGCCACUUCUUUGCAUAUGCUUUCGGUGCAUACCAGAAACACCAACUCCAAGCAUCCCAACCCACUCUCUCUCUCUCUCUCUCUGUCUUCCUUGUUUUCAUCCUUAGCUUCAAGCUUUAACUUCUCUGUGCGUCUGUCUGUAUGCAAUUAUGAUCAUGUCAUAGCUUUGCGUUUGGAAAAGCAGAAAACUUUUUUUUAAAAAAUGGUUUCCUGCUAUGUUUCAUUCAGAGUAGUGGUUUCUCUAUCCAUUCUGUUUCUCUUUGCCCGCUUUAGACUCCAUAUCUGAACAAAAAGUCUCAUCCUUUCCUUUAUAAACAAGCUUGUUGUAGUAGUAAAUGAAAAUUAAAUAGUCCUACGUCUUUUGGUAGGAUUUUUUUUUUUUUUUGGUUAGAUUUACAAAAAAGAGUGUUUUUUAUUUUGAUUUAUGUGCUUAUAUAUUCGAAAAAAAUUCAAGUUCUGGAUUUCAUAGAGGAUGUGCGAGCCUGAAUCCCGUUUGUCAGUGCUUCGAUGUUGGAAAUUCCGAAAUGUAGUGGAAUGAGAAACUGUUUGAAGCUUGCAAGCUCCCUUUUUUUUGUUUUUUCGCUUCUGGAGUUGUGGGUAUUUUUCAAAUCAAGUAUUUAGAAGACAUUUGCAUCUUUUUGGAAGGUGCAUUGGGUUCAAGACGCUGAAAGGGUCGCUGAUUUGACGGUUUUGAUGAGUUUUGGCUCAGACCCAUGAAGAAUUUCUACUGGUUUAAGCAGAUUUCCAACAAUGGGAAAUCGGAGAGGAGGCUCUCGCUCGGAGAGUACAAGCGGGCGGUGUCGUGGUCCAAGUACUUGGUGUCGUCGGGUGCGUCAAUCAAGGGGGAGGGAGAGGAGGAAUGGAGCGCAGAUAUGUCGCAGUUAUUCAUCGGGAGCAAAUUUGCCUCAGGGAGGCAUAGUAGGAUCUAUAGAGGGAUAUAUAAGCAGAGGGAUGUGGCUAUUAAGCUGAUAAGCCAGCCGGAGGAGGACGAGAACUUGGCUGUUAUGCUUGAAAAGCAGUUCAUUUCGGAGGUUGCUUUGCUAUUUCGGUUGCGCCAUCCGAAUAUCAUCACUUUUGUUGCAGCAUGCAAGAAAACUCCCGUGUUCUGUAUCAUCACUGAGUAUUUGGCUGGGGGAUCAUUAAGGAAAUACCUCCAUCACCAGGAUCCUCAUUCUGUUCCACUCAACCUAGUUCUGAAAUUAGCCCUUGACAUUGCACGUGGGAUGCAAUAUCUUCAUUCUCAGGGAAUACUUCACAGGGAUCUGAAAUCAGAAAAUCUACUGCUAGGGGAAGAUAUGUGUGUGAAGGUAGCAGAUUUUGGUAUUUCAUGCUUAGAGUCUCAGUGUGGUAGUACAAAGGGUUUCACAGGCACUUACCGUUGGAUGGCUCCUGAAAUGAUAAAAGAAAAACAGCACACAAAGAAAGUUGAUGUUUACAGUUUUGGCAUUGUUCUGUGGGAGCUUUUAACUGCAUUGACACCAUUUGACAACAUGACUCCAGAACAAGCUGCAUAUGCAGUCUCCCAUAAGAAUGCAAGACCACCAUUGCCACCCACAUGUCCUGUGGCAUUGAGUCAUCUCAUCAACAGAUGCUGGUCAAGCAAUCCAGACAAAAGACCACAUUUUGAUGAGAUCGUUUCUAUCUUGGAAAGUUACGGCGAAUCACUUGAGCGCGAUCCUGAAUUUUUCUCAUCCUUCAAACCCUCCUCUGAUCACACUUUGUUGAGAUGCUUACCAAAAUGUAUUGCUCGCCAUGGAUCUCCUUUUAAAGCUUAGAGCCCCUUCUUUAACUACCUAUGAUGCAAAAGUGUAUCAUAUAUUUGUCUAGGCUUUUUAUGUUGAUCACUUAUUAUUUUACAAACCCUUCAAAACAUUUUCCAUUCUUGUUUCUUGUUUUGUGUAAUAUAUUUUGGAACUUAAAGCAGUUCCUUCCUUUGA
This is a messenger RNA of Corylus avellana, 1999 nucleotides long. Its product is annotated as serine/threonine/tyrosine-protein kinase HT1. Gene Ontology annotation, molecular function: protein serine/threonine kinase activity; ATP binding. Lineage: Eukaryota; Viridiplantae; Streptophyta; Magnoliopsida; Fagales; Betulaceae. The record is from RefSeq and is a predicted model, not a curated record. Gene Ontology annotation, biological process: protein phosphorylation.